Molecule: messenger RNA, 3022 nt
Organism: Haliotis rubra (blacklip abalone)
Lineage: Eukaryota; Metazoa; Mollusca; Gastropoda; Lepetellida; Haliotidae
Product: homeobox protein araucan-like
Exons: 7
Coding region: 319-1815 (498 amino acids)
Biological process (GO): neuron differentiation; regulation of transcription by RNA polymerase II; cell development
Cellular component (GO): nucleus
Molecular function (GO): DNA-binding transcription factor activity, RNA polymerase II-specific; RNA polymerase II cis-regulatory region sequence-specific DNA binding
Source: RefSeq, a predicted model, not a curated record
CCAAUGAACAUAGGGCUUUUGUUGGAGUAAAAAUGCGCUAAAAAGCUGCUCUAUUGGCGAGAUUUAGUUCAUAAUAAAUAACGAAUGAUUCAAUAUUGAGGGGAGACAUUUGGUUUUGGUGAAUCUUAGGUUGACCGGUAGCUCUCUCGCGUUCCUGUUGUUCUAGGAUGUGUCUAGAGUCGACACAGUUUUUGUGAUUUGAGUUGUGGGAAACACGCAUCGAGACUCUGGGAGUACGUUUCAUUGGACCGCUAGCUACCGGAGCGGUCAGUCUUUAUCUGGACACACUGGACUUAGGAGAGUGGUCAGUGUAAGGUUAUGUCUUUCCCCCAACUUUCAACAUUAAGCUUUGCAUCCAGCUCGGGUUCCCCACUGACAAGUACACAGAUGACUACGACCACGCCCGCCGCCCCCACCCCCCGGGCAUGUUGUGAAAAUGGUCGGCCGAUCAUGACUGACCCCCACACGGGUCAGACUAUAUGUUCCUGUCAGUAUGGCUCUGCCCUCCUAAACUACCCCCGAGUCCCGGGGCUGGCAGAGAGCGUGUACAGCGCCUCUGCCUACGCUGCUGCAGUGUCACAGGGGUACGUGUCACUCGGAGCCGAAGGAUCAGCCUUCUAUUCACCCCUCACUGGCACCCCGUAUGACUUGAAAGACACGUCAGAGGCAUGGCGAACUGCUUUAGCACAGCCAGGGUUUCCUUACGACCCAACAAUGGCGGUGUACCCUUACGGACCAGGAUACGGCGGCUUAGAUUUAAACGCAAGGAGGAAGAACGCAACUCGGGAAAAUACGAACACUCUGAAAGCAUGGUUAUACGAACACAGAAAAAACCCAUACCCAACAAAAGGUGAAAAGAUUAUGUUAGCCAUCAUUACCAAAAUGACUCUCACACAAGUUUCCACGUGGUUUGCUAAUGCCCGGAGAAGGUUAAAAAAAGAAAACAAGAUGACCUGGUCCCCACGGAACCGAUCCGAGGACGGAACGGACAGUCUGGACGGGAACGGUGAUGGUGAUUCAGACGCUGGGAAGGACGACCACAACGAUUCAACGUCAAACGCCGGAAAUAUAGACGAUCUCGACAACAUCGACUGCAACGACAGGUCCUUGCUAUCGCCAGAUAUUUCCUCAGACAGGGAUGAAGGGAAGGAGGGGAUCAUCAACGUUGAAGAUGAGGAUUCGAACCACAGCUUCAGGGAGGAACUGUUGCAUAGGAAUGCUGUGUUGGACGCGAAACUUGCAGCUGUGAACAGUGAAAGACUCCUUCGGGAGCGAGCAGAGGACAGUGGCGACGAAACAUCGGACAGUAAAUCUGACAUCCCUCAUCCUCCAACCACCCAGGGGGAGGAGAGUCGGUCAUCCUCGGGAGGUGUGUCUCAUCCCGUGUGUGGGAAUCAACCCCCGACCCCCAGACCCAAAAUUUGGUCAAUAUCUGAAGUGCUGCAGUCAACGACAUCUUCUAGUGCAACGAACACUUCACGACCAGCAACCAUCUCAACCCAAGCCCGACCCAACUCGGGAUACCUAUACCUCCCCACAUCCAGUCCCUCCUGGGCCGCAGGGCGGUAUCCGGGGGUAGCGCACCACCCACUAUCACUCGCCCAUACUACCUUGUCGUACCCCUACUCGUUGAGCACCCACACGGCAGCCAAACCCUCUUUAGCCUCAGCCGCCGCCCAGGUCCGAAGUCUGGAAGCACUGAGGGAGGGGGAGAAGGCGUUAAGGCCUAACGGACUCUUCUCACCUGCAAGAGACAUUGAUGGCAUCAGACCUUCAGCAGUGGCCUCAAGCAGAUUGGUAGAGUCAAAUAUCUAGGAUGUGUUUUGUGUAUAUAGAGGAACAAUUAUUUCUGCAAAAAUGGACUCUUUGGCGAAACACCUGUUUUCUAUUGGAAAUCCAUCUACUGUGAUCUCAGUGACGCACAAGCAUAUCUAAGACUUGUGCGAUGACGGGUUCGGCGUAUGGACACACACCCUGCAAACAUAGACAGAUGUGGACGGCUCACUUCAUAGACAACUUUAAACAAUGCCGCUACAAGAAUUAGUCCUUCUGAGACAGGUGAUUCCACUCCGGAACUUAUCGGAGCUGAUUCGGAGUGAUCCAAACAGAUUAGAGCCCUAUCGCUACAGAUUAUGACCUUUGGUCAAACAGAUACCAGACCGACUGAACGCUCUCGUGGUCAAAGCUCGUGCACUCAACUGAGAUGUACAUACUGGCCUUAUCAGGCGCGUGGGACAGGUAUUUGCUGCAAGACACGCCCGGGAUCAAAUCCAACGGGUGUGGAAAGGAUUGACUUGGGGAGGGACGGGCGCUCUAGCCGUGUGAACACUGGCGCUGAAAACCUAACACGGCUCUGUGUGCAGUCUCAAGAAGACGAAGGUAUUGUUCCCGCACGGAUUGAUGGCUGAUGUUCCGACUUUGUUCAGCAGUGCCUCUUAGCCAGGGCUUUCAGUGCCAGACACCACAUCCGGCGAGCUUGUCAUAUAUGUACAAUAUACUGGUUGUAGCCAGUGGUCAAGCGGAAGCUGGACACUGUGACAGCUUGUGAUCUACAGUGUCUGAUUCGUGUAGUCCCAACGUGCUCGGGACGAGUCUCAAGUGCUAUAAGACGUUGUCACAGUCGAUCUGUCCCACAGUUGCAUCAACAUCCAUCCAGACCUUCUCCAGAGUGCUAACGUCCUAAACACCCAUUAUUCCCCUAAAUGACACUCGAUACAAUUCUAUCUCCAUUGUAUUAUUAAACCCAAUGAAAUACGCUGUAUUGGCCUCAGGACAUUUUUGUGGCCAUACUCCUCAUGCCCGGCAACCCAAAGAAAACCCCUUUUGUCCCAAAUCCCCUUUCCAAAAGCCCCACAAACUGACUCCUAAGGGAGCGAACCCGUAUGUUAAGUGAUGCCUCUGACAGAAGGAAGCACUAGUUUAUGGCAUGGAAUCGUUAGAAAUCCCUCAUUGUGAUGUACAUUUAUUUGUAAUUUUAAGCCAUCAGUGUUUUAUUCUGGGGAAUACAUCAUCAUUGAUCGUA